AUGAAUUUUGAGGUGAAUAAUAAAUUAUGCCUUAGCGUUGAAUCUAGGAUUGAAAUUGAGCUUGAAAAAAGCCAGCUUAGUGCAUCAGAAAAGUUUUUCUUUUCAGAAUCAAAGUUUGAUUUUUUAGUAGAAGCAGUCUGUAAAUCAUUUGAUGUAAUACAUGACAUUAAUAUUUUGUUGAUCGUAUUAAAGUUAUACUCUGGUAGAGUAAUUGCUUGCAACGAUCACCUGAACAUAUAUGAUGGAUACUCAGAGUAUAACAGACCACAGAUCUUACUUUUGUUGAAAAAGAGCUGGGUUAUUUCUAUUGGAAUAUGCAAAAGAAUCGAAAAACUUGAAACUAAUUUCAUUGAAAAAAUCAACAAUUAUUGUAAUCAAGAAGACUCAAAAGAUAUUUUAACCUGCUUAUCUUGUUUACUAUUGCCAUUUCUGAUAUUUAGUAAAUCUAGGCUUAACGGGAAUCUUCUUCCAUGUAAUUUUAAAGAAAAGUUAUCUCUUUUGGAUGAAAUUAAACUUGGCUCAAGAUUUAGAUGCCUGAAAUUCAUUCAAGACGAGAAAUACAUUCAUAAACCAACCGAAGAGCUCAUAGAGAAAAAGAUCACAAAAACUGAUAAUAAGAAAAGUAUACCAAAGCUUGCAAGUGAAAUUAAUUUACUAAAUACAUUAGAGCAAAGAACACUUGCAAUAUUAAAUAUGAUAACUUUUGAUGAGAAUGGCUUUGGCUAUAAUAAAAUCUUGAACAUUAAUAAUCAUCAUCUUAUUUUUAAUCUUUGGGAGGAGUAUAUAAGUAUUGGUUCUGAAGAAUGUCUGAUAUCUGAAAUUAUAGAAACAAAAAACCUUCCUUCUAUGUGCUUAAAAUGCGAAAUACUAUUUAUAAUAACUACUUAUUCGAGAGAAGGAUCCACUUUUGAGAAGGUUAUUAAGAUAAUUAUUUCAAAGACCUCUAAAGAUCACAAAAUAAUGCAUUAUAUUUGUAAUAGGUGGCAAUCAUUGUUAGGAGAAGAUAAAAUCGAAUAUAUUUCUAAAGAAUCACAAAUUCAAGCAAUAAAAGACUAUUGGAAGAAUAUGAGGAUAUUAAUUUGGGAGUUUCAGAUUUUAGUACCACUUGUUUCAAAAAAUGUUCCAUACUUUAUUAAGCUUCAAAGUAUUGCUUUAAGCUAUUAUUUAAUUUCAAAUUUUGUUCAGACAGAUGAAAUAAUAUAUGAAUACUCACAAGAAAUAGAAUCCAUGAAUAAAGUAUUGCAAGUUUUGUCUAAUGAUAUAAUUAACAUUAUCAAAGGUUCAGUUUUACAUUCUUUUGUGUUGGAAAGAAGCGUGUUGCCAAGAAUCAGUGCUUUUUCUGAAAACACUAUUUUCUCAUGUAAUUUAAUUAAUUUAAUUAGUAGUAUUGCAAAUAUUGAUUUGGGAGAAGAUGCCAACAAAGCAGUUUAUUACCAGCUAGUUUCUAAUAUGUUAUGUGAUCCGUAUCUUACAAGGCAUUUUAGUUUUGAAGGAGAAUCAGGACUUAUUGAUAUGUUUCGUAAUAUUUUAGAUCUGGAUAAAUUGUUAGUUACAGAUAAUUUGAUCAAAUUUAUUUAUCUUUUUGGGCAAAUUCCGAGUGAAAUAAUUACCACGACAUUAUGCCAACCAUCUUUUAAGAACCAAAUUAAGUUACCUUUUUUAAAUACAUUUUCUCCAAGAAUGGUUAAAAAUUCAAAUAGAUACUCUAAUUCACUUAGAUUUACUGAAACAUUUUCAGGAAUAAUAAAAAUUAUAAGUCAGUCAAACGAAACUAACAUUAAGGUUAUAUUGUUAUUUUUGGCAGACUUAGUCAAGAAGCUAUAUAACCAACAUUUGGCUAAUUCUAGAAGUAAAAUAGUAAAUCAAGAUCAAAAUAAAAGUGAUCAAAUAGACUUUUGUUAUUCAUACAUAAUUUUAUACAAGUAUCUAAAUCAUUGUUUUGAGAAAUAUAAUAAUUAUAUUGAUGAACAUGCAACUAUGGCGCUAAAAAGUGUUACAAAACCUGAAAUAAUAAUUCCAAAAAAUAUGAUAUUUAUUUUAUAG
This is a messenger RNA of Cryptosporidium ubiquitum, 2043 nucleotides long. RefSeq lists its product as uncharacterized. Lineage: Eukaryota; Apicomplexa; Conoidasida; Eucoccidiorida; Cryptosporidiidae. The transcript has a single exon. The coding region runs from base 1 to 2043 and encodes 680 amino acids. The record is from RefSeq and is a predicted model, not a curated record.